Molecule: messenger RNA, 1674 nt
Organism: Pseudozyma flocculosa PF-1
Lineage: Eukaryota; Fungi; Basidiomycota; Ustilaginomycetes; Ustilaginales; Ustilaginaceae
Exons: 1
Coding region: 1-1674 (557 amino acids)
Biological process (GO): carboxylic acid transport; transmembrane transport
Cellular component (GO): plasma membrane
Molecular function (GO): carboxylic acid transmembrane transporter activity
Source: RefSeq, a predicted model, not a curated record
AUGCCCUCACAUCCCCGACGCCGCGCCCACCGUCGACGCCCUCCCCGUUUUCCCUUUCCCCUUGCCCUUGGCCUCGCCGUCAUGUCCCAGGUCGCCCACCUCGACCGUCUACCCGCCUCCGCCGAGAUCCAAGCAGACGCCGAGCACGAGCACGACACCAAGCUCAGCGCCUCGUCGAGCUCGACGCCGUCCCAGGAAAAUGACGCGUCCAAGCCCGAACACCAGGCCACCGCCACCGCCACCGCCCCUGCACCGCCCUCGGCCAGCCGCUGGAUGGUCGUAGCGGCCGGUGCAGCCCUCAUCGCAGACGGCUACCACAACAACCUCAUGACCAUGGCCAACUCGCUUUUCAAGAUCCGCUACGGCGCCAAAGAGUACAACUCGGACGUCUCGACGCGCAUCUCCAACGCCCUCCUCGUCGGCGCCGUCCUGGGCCAGCUGAGCGUCGGCGUCAUCUGCGACCGUCUGGGUAGAAAGACGGCCGUCACCGCCACCACGCUCCUCCUCGUCGUCGGCGCCAUCUUCGCCACCGCCGCAACCCCGGUCCACGGAAGCCUCUCGGCCCUCUUCUGGUGGCUCACGGUCGCACGCGGCGCAAUCGGCGUCGGGGUCGGCGGCGAGUACCCGGCCUCGUCGACGUCGGCCAGCGAGGCUGCAAACGAGCGCUUCAAGCCCCAGAGCAGAUCCAGGGUCUUUAUCCUUGUCACCAACCUGCUCCUCUCGCUCGGCGGGCCGUUUGCCGUCAGCGUGUUUCUCAUCGUCCUCAGCGCGUCCGGCUACAGCUACCACCCCGGCCCAGGCGUGCCCCCCGCCACCCCAGACGACAUGCGCAGGCUCGACAUCAUCUGGAGGGUCUGCUUCGGAUUCGGAUGCCUGCCCCCACUCAUCAUUUUCGCCUUCCGCUGGCGAAUGCUCAACUCAAACCUCUACCGAAAAAACGCCAUCCGCAAGCGCGUCCCCUACCUCCUCGCCAUCAAGCGGUAUUGGCCUCGUCUUCUAGGGACCGCCGGUGUGUGGCUUGUCUACGAUGCUGUGAUUUUCCCGAAUAGCGUCUUCUCCUCGACGUUGAUCGCCUCAAUCAUCCCGGGAGCAAGUCUGAAGGAGCUCGCAGAGUGGCAACUCUUACUGGGGGUGAUCGCGUUGCCGGGCGUUUUUCUGGGCGCCUACCUCAUCCGAUACAUCGGAUCGCGGUGGCUCCUCAUCCUCGGCUUCAGCGGCUACCUUCUCAUCGGACUCAUCAUCGGCUGCGCCUUCGACAAGAUCAUCGCGAUCGCGCCGCUCUUCGUCAUCCUCUACGGCCUACUCGCGUCGUUCGGCAACCUGGGACCGGGCAACGUAUGCGGUCUGGUGGCCGCCGAAUCGUACCCCUCUGCACUGCGGGGUACAUUCUACGGCUUCAGCGCGGCCGUCGGCAAGACGGGAGCCGCGCUGGGCACCCAGGCCUUCCGACCGAUCCAGGACCACCUGGGCAAGAGGUACACGUUUAUCGUCGCGGCGGCGUGCGGCGUCGUGGGCGUCUUGCUCGCCUUCUUUUUCGUGCCGGAUACGACCAAGCUCGACCUGGCCGUCGAGGACGAGCUCUGGAACCAGUACCUGCGCGACAACGGGUGGGAGGGCGAGAUGGGUGACGGCUCGCUCCCGCUCGAGGGAAGCGAGGAAAAGGGCAAGAUGUAA